ACUUUACCAAAGCUCUUCACCUUCUUUCAAAGCAAAAAAAAAAAAAUAUGGUGACCCUCUAUAAUCAAGUUCCUUCUGUAUCUGCAAUUUUCUCUCUCUACACAUCUUUCUCCGCCAUCACGAUGCUCUUUCGUACAAUCCUCAACGAGAUUGUUCCCAAGCGAAUCCGAGAAUACGUCGCUCUGAAAGCUAUGGACUUCUUCUCAUCUUACUUUCAGUCGAAUUUCACGUUCGUGAUCGAGCAACGGUGGGAGUUUGUCGAGAAUCAGACUUUCCGUGCGGCUGAAGUUUACUUACCGACACGUCUCGCCGGACUCUCCACCGGCAAACUCCUCGUGGGUUCGAGCAAUCUCAAGAAUCCAGCGGCUGAGCCAAAACUUGGAAUCCCUGUGAAUACUAAAAUCAUAGAUGAGUUUGAAGGGAUUCAUCUUGAGUGGACUCUUCACUCUGUUGAGACUAAGAAGUAUCUCCCAGAGAAACGGUACUUUCACUUGACAUGUAAGAAGGAGUUUCGUGAGAAGAUAAUGACAGAUUACUUCACGUACUUGGCGAAAUCAGCAGAGAAGAUAACGAGCCAUAGAGAGAAUCUCAAGAUUUACACUUACAACCAAGACCGGUCCAAAUGGGAAUCCGCCAUUUUCGAGCACCACACGACUUUCGAGACCCUGGCCGUUGAGCCUCAACUUAAGAACACCUUGAUCGAAGAUCUUGAUGCUUUCUCUAAAGGAAAAGACUUCUUCAAGAGUGUUGGACGAGCCUGGAAACGUGGAUAUCUUCUUUACGGUCCUCCGGGUACCGGAAAAUCCUCUAUGGUCGCUGCAAUAGCAAAUCACAUGAAGUAUCAUAUAUAUGAUCUUCAGAUACAGAGCGUUAGAGAUGAUGGUGAGUUGCGUGAGAUUCUCACCUCCACUAAGAACCGCUCAAUUCUUCUAAUUGAAGACAUUGAUUGUGGAGCCGAUGCUUCUCGUAGACGCCAGACCAAGAAAAAUGAAGAUGAUGGCGGUGAAGAUGGUGCUGAGCCACAAAAGCGCAAGAAGAAGUUUGAAGUUGGUAUAUCGUUGUCCGGUCUUCUGAAUUUUGUGGAUGGACUUUGGUCGAGCUGCGGGGAAGAAAAGAUCAUAAUUUUCACAACGAAUCACAAGGAGAAGCUCGACCCGGCAUUGUUGAGGCCAGGAAGGAUGGACGUUCACAUUCUCAUGGACAAUUGCACACCCUUUGUGUUCAAGAAGCUUGUGGCUAUGUACCUUAAGACUGAUGACCACGUCCUGUUUGAUCCCAUUGAGAAGCUUGUCCUUGAAGUGCGUGCAACUCCGGCUGAAGUCACACAGCAGCUUAUGGCCAGCAAGGUCGCUGAUAUUGCGUUAAAAGGUCUCCUUGAGUUCCUGAAGACCAAGAAGAUGACAAAGGAAGAGGAUACCAAAGUGGAGGAGGAUGGAGAGAUUGAAGAUGCUGAGACAAAAGAAGCAGAACCUGAAGAAAAAACUUAAGUGGAUCUCUAGUGCUAUUGAUAUAUCAUGAGACUAAUUUGAAGUAAUCUUGUAUUUCAGUUCGUAGCAAAACAAAAAUCUUGUAUUUCAGUUCGUUUUGCAAAUAAGAAUCUUUUGUUUAGAGAA
Messenger RNA from Raphanus sativus (radish), 1613 nucleotides. Its product is annotated as AAA-ATPase At1g43910. NCBI's taxonomy places the organism in Eukaryota, Viridiplantae, Streptophyta, Magnoliopsida, Brassicales, Brassicaceae. Gene Ontology annotation, molecular function: ATP hydrolysis activity; ATP binding. The transcript has 3 exons. The coding region runs from base 48 to 1487 and encodes 479 amino acids. The record is from RefSeq and is a predicted model, not a curated record.